This is a messenger RNA of Sturnus vulgaris (Common starling), 1457 nucleotides long. It is a transcript of the gene MARVELD3, whose product is annotated as MARVEL domain containing 3. The record is from RefSeq and is a predicted model, not a curated record. Gene Ontology annotation, cellular component: membrane. Lineage: Eukaryota; Metazoa; Chordata; Aves; Passeriformes; Sturnidae.
AUGGCGGAGCGGGGCUGCCCCCGUGCCGCGCGUGGGGGACGCGCCGGGCCGGGCGGGCGCGCCGUACCCGGACCAGAGGCAGAGGCGCCGCGGGGAAGCCGCACCGUACGAGGGUCUCUGGAGCGCCGGCGCUGCCUGUACCUGCGCACGGGCCGGGCCUGCUGCCAGAUGGUGGAGGUCCUGCUCGCCGCCCUGAUCCUGGUCUGCAGCUCCGUGUCUUGCGGCUCGGCGGGAGGAUACACCGGCCUCCCCGCCCUGGGAGGCAUCUACUACUACCAGUACGGCGGGGCCUACAGCGGCUUCAGCGGAGCGGAUGGGGAGCGAGCCCAGCAGCUUGACCAACGUUUCUACCUACUGAAGCUGCCCAUUGCAAGGGCAGCCAUGGCCGUGGCAGGGUGUCUCCUGGUCUUCCCUUGUGUUCUUAUUUUCGUUGGUGUUCUGCGGGUCCCGUGGCACUUCCCAGCAUGGCUGCUAAUUGAAUGCAUCCUGUAUAUAGUGAUUGCAGUUGGCACACUUCCUGCUCUGUACUAUUUCCUCCAUUCUCUGCUCAGCGUUUAUAAUUCAUCAGUAUGCAAAGAGAGAGAGCAGCUUUAUCAAAGCAAAGGCUAUCAGGGCUUCUGGUGCAGCCUGCAUGGGGCAGAGAUUGCUGCUGGCCUCUUGGGUUGCUUGGCUGCCAUGGCAUACCUGCUUAGUGCAGGCCUAGCUGUCAGAGAUUACAGAACAGUUCAUGAACAGAAACAGAAGCCACUGCAAUUAUAAGAGCUUCCUCCAUUCCACUCCUUACUGAAAUGAAGCAAUAUGCUUUCCUUUCUUUCGGACAGAACAUGCUACAGAACACUCAUCAAGCUGGCAUAGCUCUAAAUAUGGUAGUCAGGCUAUUCCUAAUUUGAAUUUGCAUUACUGAAUUAUUAGUGGCUCAAAGCUGAUGCUAUGGGUUGUCUCUGCUUCACAGGCAGCCCUUCCAUGCCACUCUCAGAUGUCCCCUUCUCCAGUGAGGCCUUGCUACAAGUACUGCCACUACAUCCUGCCAACGAACAGAAGCUGCAACUGUCUUUACGAAAGGCAUGUGGCUUUGCUGAGAAAAGAGCUCUUAAAAACUCUUAAAAAACCAUCUUAAAAGUGAUGGAGACUCACGGUUGUGACAGCUAAAUAUUGCUUCCUUGUAGGUCUCUUGGAAUUAACAGACCAGUGUGAAUAUGACAUUUAUAAGGCCAUGAAAAAAAUCCUGAAAAAAACUUGCAAUAACUAACUUGUGAUACAAUACCUUUUCAAACUCCUGGAGAGGGAGAAUUUUUGUAUUAAAUGGUCUUUUUAUAUAACUUGUAUACAAGAGUUUUGAUUUAAAAGGUGCCCUGAAUUGGGAUAAUCAAGACAAAAGCUUUAUGAGAUCAAAUGGGUGAUUGAAUAUAGAAGUAUAUUGUUUUCAAAAUACAUUUUCAAUGUACAAGUUGGAGAAA